AUGGUCCGCAUCCUGACCGGAGCAGAUGUUUGCGAGCUCAUCGCUCACUCGAGUUUUACCGAUGAGCUCGUGCGACAAACACGGAACUUGUUUUACCGUCUGAGUGGGGGGCAAGGGACAACUCUUCUCCAGUGUCCUGAGCGAUCCAAGAUUGUGACGGAUGAAUGGACACUCCUGACAAUGCCAGGUCAUGACGGUCAAUUAACGACUACGACUGUCAAACUCGUCACCGUUCCGGCACCGAACAGCAGAAGGAGCUCCUCUCUUGGACUCGCGGCGUCGACCGUCGUCCUCGACCGUCAAACGGGUGGUAUCCACGCUCUCGUCAACGCCCGCCACUUGACCGCACUCAGGACGGCUGCAGGAUCGUUGGUGGCCACACAGUUGUUGUGGAAAUGUCCCCUAGUACCCGUGACGCUCGCGUUGUUUGGAGCUGGUCUACAGAUCGAGUAUCAUGCACGCCUCUUACUCGACUACUUUCCGUCGAUUGAAACGUGCUAUAUUGUGAACCGAACAGCGACCAGGGCACAUGCACUCGUCUCUCGGUUGCAGACCACCCAGGCGACGACGACGACGACGACAACCAGGGCAAUCAAGUUUGAAUGUGUCGACGAGUAUUCGGAUCAUCUCAAACCAGCGGAUAUUCUCGUCUGUGCCACUUCGUCCUUUGUCCCCCUCAUCGAGGAUCGGUCCAUACGCUCGGGUGCCCAUCUGAUCCUCGUUGGUUCUUACACACCCCAAAUGCACGAAGUCUCCACUCAAACCAUUCUUCGUGCUUCUGCCGUCGUCGUCGAUUCUGCCCAACAUGCUCUCCACGAGGCCGGCGAACUCAUCGAUGCCCAGCCGCAUCCUGUCCUCGAGCUGGGUCAACUCUUGCACGAGGAUGGCACUCCAAAUCACACUAUGAUCCAACGCGCUUCUACCGGCCAACUCACCAUUUUCAAAUCGGUCGGCCUCGCCCUUCAAGACGUCCUCAUCACCCAUCUCGUCUGCGAGGCCGCCCAAGCUCGUUCGAUUGGCACUAUCAUCUCCGAUUUUGACGGCUGA
This is a messenger RNA of Serendipita indica DSM 11827, 1047 nucleotides long. The record is from the annotation of a GenBank genome assembly. NCBI's taxonomy places the organism in Eukaryota, Fungi, Basidiomycota, Agaricomycetes, Sebacinales, Serendipitaceae.